GCUUCUCUAAAUAGAACGCAUUGUAAUCUUCUCUCAGUCCAACGUGGUUCGUUCAGUGAGUGCUGCUUCUCCUCCGCACUUGUCCGCAGAGAACCCCAUUAAGCGAGAAACAUGCUGGAGGCCAACCAGGGUUUCAUCACUGGAGCAUACCUGACAGGCCUGCCAAGUUUUUAUGAAGAAACAGUGACAGUGAUGAACUCAGAGCAGGAAAGGCCAUUUGUAUGCCUUGCCCCUGGCUGUUCCCAGCGAUUCCCCACAGAAGACCACCUAAUGAUUCACCGACAUAAGCAUGAGAUGACACUGAAGUUUCCCUCCAUAAAGAAUGACAACAUCCUGUUAGACCAGACGCCCACGCCCACACGGUUUCUGAAGAACUGCGAAGAGGUGGGGCUCUUCAGUGACCUGGACUGCUCCAUUGAGCAGGAGUUCCGCAAAGCACAGGAGGAAGAAGACAGCAAGCAGAACAUUCCCCUUCAUGGGUCGGCCGGACAGAAUCAGCACCACUCCCGGAUGCCAAACCAUGACACCAGCAUUGUGAUACAGCAGGCACUGCCCUCACCUCAGUCCAGCUCGGUCAUCACUCAGGCUCCUUCUACUAACCGACAGAUCGGGCCCUUGCCCGGUUCAAUGUCCUCCCUGCUGCAACUGCGCAAUCGACCCCGGCAGCCACUGCCUGCUUCCAUGCCCGGCACACUGCCUGACCCCACCAUGCCAGGCUCCUCCGCUGUGCUGAUGCCUAUGGAGAGACCGAUGUCCAUGGGCUCCAGCCUGAUGGAAAUGCAAGGCCCCACCCACAGCAGCUCUUGCUCCUCCCCUCACGUUCCCUCUAUGCACUCAGAAGCUAAGCUGCGCCUGAAAGCGGCCCUUGCCCAUCACCCGGGCGCCAUCGCCAACGGCAACAUAAGCGCCAUGGGCCACAUGAUGGAGAUCAUGGCAUCGCAGCAGGAGCAGGCGGCCCACCACCACCACCUGCACUCGCACCCGCAGCACCUGUCGGCACAGGCCCACGCCUACCAGCACCACGCCCACCACCACCACACCCACGUCCAGGCUCACGCCCAGACUGGGCACCACCAGCAGCAAGGUCACAGCCACCAUCCUGCGCAUCCAGCGCAUCCAGCGCAUCCAGCGCAUCCGACGCACCUGCACCCAGGUCACGGCCACCAGACCUCUCCACACCCCCCGCUCCACUCGGGCGCCCCCUCGCAGCUGUCUCCGGCAGCCCAGCAGAUGCAACCGACGCAGACCCUGCAGCCAGCGCCCGCUCCCACCGGGGGUCGCCGGCGACGGGUGGCGGACGAGGACCCGGACGAGCGCAGGCGGAAGUUUCUGGAGAGGAAUCGGGCGGCGGCCACACGCUGCAGGCAGAAGAGAAAGGUGUGGGUGAUGUCGCUGGAGAAGAAGGCAGAGGAGCUCACACAGACCAACAUGCAACUGCAGCGCAGACGCAGCUCACCGAGUGUGUGCGCGUGUCUCCCGUCUCCAGAACGAGGUGACCAUGCUGAAGAACGAGGUGACGCAGCUGAAGCAGCUCCUGCUCACACACAAGGACUGCCCCAUCACCGCCAGGCAGAAGGAGUCCCAGGGGUACCUCAGUCCAGAGAGCAGCAGCCCGGCAGGAAGUCCUGCCCCCGUGUGCUCUCAGCAGCAGGUCAUCCAGCACAACACCAUCACCACCUCCACCACCGCAGCUGGGGGCGGCGCCGCUCUCGGCCAGCUUAACCACCACACUGACAUCAACCCCAUCCACUAGGAGGUGCUCACGCCUUCCACCCCGCUGGCAGGGCGGCUCCAACCAACCGCGCUCGUUCAGUGGAGCCCGCGGGACCUGGAAUGCCAGCCCUUCCUACAUUUGUAUUUUUACUGACUCUCAGCUCGUUUGUGUGUUUUGUCGAUCGUUUUUUUGUGAUUUUUUUUUUUUUUACAUAUACUAAAGGGAGGAUUGCAAUCUGUGCAGCAUAAACCUGGCAUUAAAACGCUGGCUCCUGCAUCUGGUACAAAUGCAAUAGACUGAUGUGUUCAGGGAGGCUCCAAGAGCUACCUGACCCCUCUGAGUUGGACUCGGCACUCCAGCAUCGCUCCUGCCUUUCCUGCAAAGCUUCCUUUACUUCGGAGCGACAUGCUCUAAAGUACUAUUGUGUCCUCAGUGUUAUCUUCCAGGUUGGCUGAUAUGCAACCACGAUAUGCACUUACUCUGUGAGCAACAGGGAUGCCCAACGGACCUGCUGGGUCAGAAUGGAUCAGAUAUUAAUGAAACAGGGCACAAAGCUCUCCUCGCUGGACUCCUUACGUAUCCACAUUGGGAAAAAGACAGGCUCGUCACUGUGUACCUGCCUCAGACAUGAGCCCCGUUGGCAGUUCAUUUAGAAAAUGUCAGCGAGAAGCGACUUGCAGAAGCAGGUAUGGCAAAAACACCAUUUAAUCAAUUUCUCUUACAGGAUGCUUUGUAGAAAAGUGUUUUGACAGAACGAGCAGUAAAUGCUCACCAAGAUUUGAGGAACACUCAGAAUCCAAGCCAUAUUUCCUGGAGAAGGUUUCCUGGAGCUCCACAGCACCGGUCCUUCCCUCCGCCAUUCGAGGUGCACUAACGUUGGCGUGACGUUUUACCACCACAGCCUGGCAAACUGUUCCAGACACCGCUAGUGCCGCGAUCUGGGGGUCUUGCAUAAAUCAGACCCUGGCUGACGUCUUACGGUAACGUGCUGCCAGGACCCAUGACACGACUCACCGAUUUGGGAAUCCCGUUGUUUGGCUUUGAGCAAAUGAGCGUAACAUUCCAAAGUCACACCUUCAGUGCUGUUUUCUGCCUUCGCAUUGCCUAACGCUGUUUGCGUGGGUCACGUUCUGGACUAGACGCCCAUGUUCCCAGCGCGUUCGACCAUCUGGAGGGAGUAAAGCCAUCUGUUGCGCGGCAGAUACGUUUCGUGAGGCAUCAGCGAAGAGAACCGCUUCAAAACAAGCACGCCGCUUGUCAGUAUUUUCGAAGCAAUUCCUUUGGGAUAUUAACUGCACUAUAUGUAACCAGGCAUCUGCAUGCAAAGAGUUGUAUUCCUUUCUGUAUGACAUGUAGAUCUGGAUUUGCCACAAUGUGCCUGAAUUGUUGUCAUUGGGCAGAACAUCUGUAUUUUCCAAGGGUUGCGUUUAUUCAACAAGUCAGUCGUUUCAUAAUGAACAGUAUUCAUACCUUCAUACCAUUCCCUGCAGAAAUAUUGGCAGAGACCUAAACUAUACACCUGCAGCUGAAGCAUAUACUGUCGCUCUUUGUCUGAAUUAUAAGCGCAAGCUGUUAUGGGGAAGGCUGCUUGUAUACUGAAAAAUGUGUGAAAUGGUCCAGUUUCUUACGGUGGAUCCUAGGUGAGAUCUUGUGCCAGACUGCAGUGGAAAUUCACUCCCUUCUGGACUCUUCUGCCAAGUCCAAAUUCGCAGCAUUAAGGGCUGCUCAAGGUGAGCUGAUUUGGCUUUCGGGGAGUUGAGGAAACCCCGUGGUCUGGACGUGUUGAGAGUUUCCUUCUUUCCAAGGCCUAAGUUGAGUCUGUAGAGACAAACUCGUUCUUCCUCUGUACACCGAAGAAGGAAAAUGCAGAGGAAAAUGUUUGAGGGAAAAAAAGACAUUCACGGAAAAAAUAUUCUGCAGAUUAAAUGCAGCUGAGCCAACGAAGAAAUGUUUCUAAUGUUAAAUGUGUACAAACGUUUUCCGGCGUACGGCUUAGACGGACGGCGGUUUUCGGAACAGGACUUUGCUCAUCGCCCAUGAAAACCAGCAUUUUUUAAUUCUCCUUAUUCAUGAAUCCUCUCAUAUGUUCACUCUAAAGUGAGAUCAUUGCUGAACAUACCUGUCAGGCCUUUCAUGCAAAUCUGUCUGCCAGCGAUAUGGAGACGUGGAAACAUUAUGUAGCGCUCUAUGCACUUUGCCCUCUGCCGCGUCAGGGCGUGAUAAUAGCCAUACUAAAAUCUCAGUGAAACUCCAUGAUGUUCCUGCACCAGCAAGAGACACAUCUGUUGGCACACACUUGGUGAUGAGGCCAAGGGUGUGUGCGCGUGUGUGUGAGAGUGUGUGUGUAUGUGUAGAGAAUAUAUCACAUAUCACAAAGGACAGGUCCUGUGUGCGUCUCUCCGUGGAGAAAAGGGCAAACGUCGCACGUAAAACUGGGCGUUCGCCUAUCUCUUUGGAGUCUGGGAACUGGGGUGAUUCUCCUUAAGCUUUAAUAUUUCCAGAGUAUUUCACUUUUUCAUGUGUCGUUCUGGGAGUUAUGUUGUUUUUGUAACAACAAGACCACGAGUAAUGGAUUUUUGCACACUGUGAAGAUAACGCACGUUAUCGCAAACUGGAAACGCGUUCUUCUUCCCGUCUUCUGCCGUACCAUGUUCUUUCAUCCGCGAGCUCGGUCUGUGUGU
Messenger RNA from Scleropages formosus (Asian bonytongue), 4395 nucleotides. It is a transcript of the gene creb5b, whose product is annotated as cAMP responsive element binding protein 5b. NCBI's taxonomy places the organism in Eukaryota, Metazoa, Chordata, Actinopteri, Osteoglossiformes, Osteoglossidae. Gene Ontology annotation, biological process: regulation of DNA-templated transcription. Gene Ontology annotation, molecular function: DNA-binding transcription factor activity. The record is from RefSeq and is a predicted model, not a curated record. The coding region runs from base 112 to 1722 and encodes 536 amino acids. The transcript has 12 exons.